Molecule: messenger RNA, 1169 nt
Organism: Eruca vesicaria subsp. sativa (arugula)
Lineage: Eukaryota; Viridiplantae; Streptophyta; Magnoliopsida; Brassicales; Brassicaceae
Source: the annotation of a GenBank genome assembly
GAAAGUUCUGGUCUUUCUAGUCCUGUAAAUAGAAAUUGCCAAGUUUGUUUUUUAGUACAGACAGACAGAUUCUAGCUCACACAUUAAAAGACAAAAGCUUUUGUUCUUGUUCUUGUUUUUUUUUUUCUGCGUUGGGUUUGGCGAAGAUGAAUCUUGGCACAUCCGAGGAAGAAUCAGCUAAAGAGAUUCACAUCCCAGCUGAUAUCAACUGGGAGAUGCUUGACAAAUCAAAGUUCUUCCUUUUAGGAGCAGCUUUGUUCUCAGGGGUCUCUGGAGCUCUCUACCCUGCCGUUUUGAUGAAAACUCGUCAACAAGUGUGCCAUUCUCAAGGCUCUUGUAUCAAAGGCGCGUUUACUCUCGUCAGACACGAAGGCUUAAAGGGAUUAUACAGAGGAUUCGGCACUUCUUUGAUGGGAACCAUCCCUGCUCGUGCCUUAUACAUGACGGCUUUAGAGGUUACCAAGAGUAACGUCGGCUCUGCUGCUCUUAGCUUAGGUUUUACAGAAGCUAAAGCCUCUGCUGCUGCUAAUGCCGUUGGUGGGUUAACAGCUGCGAUGGCUGCUCAGCUUGUUUGGACUCCUGUUGAUGUGGUGAGUCAGAGGCUUAUGGUCCAAGGAAGCAGUGGUUUUGUUUGUAAUUAUGUUAAUGGGUUUGAUGCGUUUAGGAAGAUUGUUAGAGCUGAUGGGGUUAAAGGGUUGUAUAGAGGGUUUGGGAUAUCGAUUCUGACUUAUGCACCGUCUAAUGCGGUUUGGUGGGCUUCUUACUCUGUUGCACAGAGGAUGGUUUGGGGUGGGAUUGGGUGUUAUGUUUGUAAGAAAGGGGAAGAGAAUGGGAACACGGUUAAGCCAGAUUCUAAGACGGUAAUGGCUGUUCAAGGAGUUAGUGCUGCAAUUGCUGGGAGUGUUUCUGCUUUGAUUACAAUGCCACUGGAUACAAUCAAGACGAGGUUGCAGGUUCUUGAUGGGGAAGAUGGUAAUGGGAAGCGUGGACCGAGUAUUGGACAGACGGUGAGAAACUUGGUUAGGGAAGGUGGGUGGACAGCUUGUUAUAGAGGAUUGGGACCAAGAUGUGCUUCAAUGUCAAUGUCUGCAACCACUAUGAUUACUACCUACGAGUUCUUGAAACGGCUUUCAGCUAAGAACCAUGACGGGUUUUACUCUAAAUCAUAG